CGCGCAAAGCGCAGGGGUGUUGAGCAAUCCUAGCUUCCUCUGAGCCCGCAAGACCUGGCACACCAGCCUUGCUCCAAGCGUCUCAGGGCCACGUCUGCCCGGGCAUGGAGGAGGCAGCCGCACGGCCCUCGGUGUUUGUGGUGGACAGACAGACGGACAUCCCAUUUACACGGCUGGAGCGAGGCCACCGGAAACAGGCCUGCAGCGCUGCCCGGCUGGGCCUGAGCCUCCUGCUGCUGCUGCUGGGCACUGGGCUGGCCGUGCAGGGCUGGCUUCUGCUGCAGCUGCAUUGGCGCGUGGAGGAGAUGACUGCCCGCCUGCCGGUCGGGGACAUGGGCUCCUGGGAGCAGCUGGUUCAAGAACGGAGGUCCCACCAGACCAACCCGGCAGCACACCUCACAGGAGCCAAUGCCAGUCUGACGGGCAGUGGGGGCCCACUGCUGUGGGAGACACAGCUGGGCCAGGCCUUCUUGAGGGGCCUGGACUACCACGAUGGGGCCCUGGUGAUAUCAGAGGCUGGCUACUAUUAUAUCUACUCCAAGGUGCAGCUGGGUGGCAUGGGCUGCCCACAGGGACUGGCCGGAAACCUGCCUGUCACGCAUGGCCUUUACAAGCGCACACCCCGCUACCCCAAGGAGUUGGAGCUCUUGGUCAGCCGGCGGUCACCCUGUGGGCGGGCAGCCAGCUCCCGCUUCUGGUGGGACAGCAGCUUCCUGGGCGGUGUGGUGCACCUGGAGGCCGGGGAGGAGGUGGUUGUCCGCGUGCCCGACGAGCGCCUGGUCCGACUACGCGACGGAACGCGGUCCUACUUUGGGGCAUUCAUGGUGUGAUGAUGGAAUGAAGGGGAGACUGGCAGGCAGAGACUUCAGAGGGUGCCUCAGGAGACAGAAAACCCAGCACAAAGAGAUCUCGGGGGCACCUGGGGAACCUCAAAACUCAGGGGCCAAUAACUAAGCCACUUAUAAGACGGAAGAAUAAGCCGGCACUUUCAGAGGACCUAGAACUUCAGAUCCUGUUGUGGACAAUACAGAAGCCAAAGACCCAGAGACUUGGGGGUCCUGUAGGCCCCCAAGUGUGGGGUAAAGCUGAUUUGCCUGAUAUUCAGGAAGAGGGAAUGAGGGGUGGGUAUUUAUGCUUUCGAUUCAGAGCAAAGUGGGACUUGGGGGUUCAGGGAUGUGGCAAGAGGAAGAAAAUGUCACCACCCACCCCACUCUCAUGCGUGUGGGUUGGGGUAGAGUCAUCAUCAGGACUCAUUUCUGUGGAGGGCCCAGCCCAGCCUCACCCACGGUCCUGGUCACACAUUCGAGUCCCACUCACAGGCUUGUGGUCACAUUCAGCCUGGCCACUUAACAUUACGCUCAGAGAGUAAGCCCAGCAGGGAGCUGAAAAACAUUUAACAUCCGGCUCUCCUGGGAGGGGCAAGCUUUGUAGUGUUUGCCUAUUUCUAUGGUGUAAAUACUCCCAACAUGACUGAUUUUCAGCUACUAAUGUAUCAUCCAUCAGCUGGCUACACCAAGCCACUGCUAAGCACACACAUCCCAUGAGGGUGGGGAUUCCACAGAGUGGAGACUGGUGGUCUUGGCCACUGCAGCAAACCCAGCACCCAGCCCAGGGUCGGGCAUGCAGCAAAACCCCAAACCAAACCCGCCACCAUCAAGUCAAAUCUGGCUCAUAGCAACCCUGCAGGACAGAGUAGAACUGCCCCAUACGGUUUCCACGGAGUGGCUGGUGGAUUCAAACCACUAACCUUUUGGUUAGCAGCCAAACAGUUAACCACUGUACCACCAGGGCCCUGGCAUGCAGCCGGCAUUCGGGAAAUGUUUGCUGAUGGAAAGAAAGAGCAAAUGAAUAUAUAUUCACCCCUACAGCAUCACAGAGAAUUAAUUACAUGGCUCCACAAUCUCAGUCACCCUUUCACAACCACAAAUACAGACACUCAGAGCAUCAGAUUCACACACAACCACACAGUCACACAAAGUCAUGCCAUCACAAGCAAACAGCCGCAGACAUGGUCUUUAAACCACAUGUAACAGUCACACACAAGUCACAAGACAAUGUUGCAAGGACACAGUCCCAGACACUACCUCAUGGUCAGAGCCGUCGCACGUAGCCAUACAAUCACACACAAGUCAGAAGACAACACUGUAACCACAGUCACACAAGCCACGCCCACCAUGCACAACCACACGACUGCACACAAAUCACAGCUUUGCGAACUCACAGUCAUAGACGCUGCGUUACCACCAUGUACAAUACAAUCACACACGUGGCAAGACAACAUUGCAACCAGUGCCGCAAACACUGUCUCAUAGUCACACUCAUCACAAUCACAUACAAGUCACGGACAGCAUCACAACACAGCCUCACAGUCACAUCCAGUCGUAACCAUCACAUCAGAAUUGCACAAGCCGCGUCACAAUCUGACCUAGCUAUGUACACAGCAUUACAAUGACAAACACACAUCACACACACACACAGCCUGGCCUAAGGUUCCUUUCCAGCCAGCCAAGACUAAUAUAUACUGGGGUUAGAACCAUACCCUGUCCCCAGUCCCGGGUCUUGACUGCUGGUCCUUGAAAUAAACGGCAAACAUUUGUAUCUGAA
Messenger RNA from Trichechus manatus latirostris (Florida manatee), 2604 nucleotides. RefSeq names its product TNF superfamily member 14 (gene TNFSF14). The transcript has 4 exons. Gene Ontology annotation, biological process: immune response. NCBI's taxonomy places the organism in Eukaryota, Metazoa, Chordata, Mammalia, Sirenia, Trichechidae. The coding region runs from base 105 to 830 and encodes 241 amino acids. The record is from RefSeq and is a predicted model, not a curated record. Gene Ontology annotation, cellular component: membrane. Gene Ontology annotation, molecular function: tumor necrosis factor receptor binding.